This is a messenger RNA of Acyrthosiphon pisum (pea aphid), 1283 nucleotides long. RefSeq names its product protein ALP1-like. Lineage: Eukaryota; Metazoa; Arthropoda; Insecta; Hemiptera; Aphididae. The transcript has 6 exons. The record is from RefSeq and is a predicted model, not a curated record. Bases 185 to 1231 code for a protein of 348 amino acids.
AAAUAGUUUAUAAGAAUAUUCAAAGUUUUUAAUCUAGCCAACUGUUAAAAAUAUAUAAUCUAGUGCUGAAAGAAGAUGGCAUGUGCGACCGAUACUGCAAGAUCGUCCUUUUUAUGGCGACUACAGCAAUUUAGUGUUUGAGCAACAACUCAGCAACUCAGCUCUGUACCACAAUUUUAUCCGAAUGAGCUCAACAACAUUUGAAGAGCUUGUUUGUUUAGUUGGUCCUUAUGUAUCAAGAUUUCCAAAUUUUAGAAAGGAUACUUUAGUUGUUGGUGAAAUAUUAUCAUGUACAUUGAGAUACUUGGCUUCAGGAGAUAGUAUGAUGUCUUUGGUGUACUCUUUCCGUAUGGGUCAUUCAACAAUAUCAAAGUUGAUUUGUGAAUGUUGUUUAGUCCUUUGGCAGGUUCUUGAGAAAAAGGUUUUAUUAACUCCAUCUAUCUUUAAUUGGAAAAAAACAGCUAGAGAAUUUGAAGACAAGUGGAAUUUACCACAUUGUGUUGCAGCGAUUGAUGGAAAACAUAUUGUUCAUCAAGCUUUUUCAAAUGAUGGUUCUACCCAUUUCAACUAUAAGGGUACGCAUAGUACAGUUUUGUUGGCUAUGUGUGAUGCCAAUUAUAAUUUUUUGUUGGUUGAUAUUGGGGCUCUGGGAAGAUGCAGCGAUGGAGGGGUUUUCAGGAGUAGUAAUAUUGGUAAAGCUUUUGCCAAUAAAACAAUACACUUACCUGAACCCGUGGAUAUUGAUGGCGUGAAUGGACCAAUACCAUACUUUAUAGUAGGAGAUGAGGCAUUUCCACUAACCAAAUACUUGAUGAGGCCAUAUCCUGGUCGUGGAAGAUCUACUAUGCCAAAAGAUGAAGAAAUUUUCAACUAUAGGUUAAGCAGAGCACGACGAACGAUUGAAAAUGCUUUUGGCAUACUGGCAUCAAGAUUUAGGAUUUUCAGAAAGCCAAUAAUAGCUUCAGAAAAAACAAUAAUUAAUAUAACAAAAGCAACAAUUGUUUUACACAACUUUAUAAAAAAGUUGGAAACAGAUGCAGGUAUAAGCAUGUACAACCCAAACAUAUCAUGCAGUGCAAGCAACAUGCAAACAGAUGAACUACAAGGGUUAGUCCCAAUAAACCGUGCAGGUUCAAAUCACUAUAGUUCAAAUGCCAAAGAAAUAAGAGACAAAUUAAAAAUGUAUGUUAACCAUGCAGGAGCUUUAGAGUACCAACAAAGACAGUUAUAAAAGAAGAUGAAGAGACAUAUAUCAAAAAUAAAAUUUGUACUAAUCUUUUGAA